UUAGGUUGAGUUGUGUUGUGAUCUAAGUUCUGUUUUGACUUGACGAGACAAGGUUGGGGGUUCAUGUGCGACGCGUAAAUUGAAAAACUAAAAAUGCCGAUUCCUCAUGUAACUGGAGCUCUCUGACAUUCCAGCUGUGACACAGAUGCAGUUGGAGGAUGGCUGGCAAAUCAAGUGCAUGCAAAGUUCGGAAUGUGGAUAUCAACCCAUGCAUUGAGGAGAGUGAUGGUUCUCAAAAAUGUUUGGAUGCAUACAACUAUGAUAAGAGCAUGUGUUCUGCAUACUUCAUGAGAUAUAAAAACUGCAGGAAGUACUGGCAUGGUGUGAUGCUGCAGCGUAGGCGUGAUGGAGUGAAGCCUGAUAUGCCAACCGCUGAGGAGCGAGAGCAGAUCAUCACAGUCCUUGGAGGGAAGCCUUACUGACUGCACAGUAGCAGUUAAAAAGUGUGUGUAUGUUUGGACUCAAAAUAAAUUUCUUGCAGAGGACACCCAUUACGAAUCUGUACCUCUGGCUUUAUUAAAGGGGGGAUGAAAUGCUCGUUUUCACUCAAUAUCCUGUUAAUCUUGAGUACCUAUAGAGUAGUACUGCAUCCUUCAUAACUCAAAAAAGUCUUUAGUUUUAUUAUAUUUAUAAGAGAAAUAUAAUGUGUAACGUUUUUUCCCGGAAAAAACACGACCGACUGGAGGCGUGACGUGUGGGCGGAGAUUAUGAAUCACGAGCGCGAGUAGACUUUUGCGUUGAGAGCAUCUGGAAACUGACAUUACCGUGAGGGGAAAAGAAAAAAACAUCAUCCAAAACAAACCAUGGCUAACAGUCAGAUUCAGCCGUUUAUGUAAGGUGUAAGGUGUACAUGUGGAAAGUGUAGUUUGAUGGCAACAUCGCAUGUUGUUUACUUGAUGUGCUUACGCGCCGAUAGCUAAGUUAACAACACAGAGAUAUUUGAAGCAGUUUUACUCACCGCCUGCGGUUCCAACACACGAUCGUGACCCUUUUUCGUUAGGACUGCAUUAUCCUUAAGAAAUAAACGAUACACAAAUCCAGCGUCAAACUGGGCCUUGUUUGUAAAACAAGCAUCUUCGAAAUGCAGGGAACAAACAAAAACACUUGCACAACUCAGUUGAUGCUGUGUAAAAAUAAACUCCAUCCACUGGUCCCUUAAUGCUGUUUUUUUUUUUUUGGUAAUCUGUGCAGGGUUGUCUUGCCCUGGCAACAAAAACACACUUCUUUUGUGACAUUUAGCUCUCGCUCUGAUCAGUGAAUUGCUCUGCUCUACGGGAGCGUGCGCUCUUCCGGGAGAAGUGCCCUUAGGACCCAUAUAAGGAAAUUCCACUCCAUCUAACGUCAUACAGAGCCAUACUCGAAAAAAACUUUCCAAAACUUGGGACAAACCGGAAGGAGUAUUUUUGGAACAAAAAAUACUCCUUCAAACGUACAACUUAAUUUUUUUAACUUUGUCCAUGUUUAGCAUGGGAAUCCAACUCUUUAACAGUGUAAAAAAAACUCCGUAUGCAUGAAAUAGCAUUUCACCCCCCCUUUAAAUAUGUAUUUCAGUCCUGCGUGUGGGAAAAGUUUUAAUGUGUAAUUUGUGUAAUUUUAGCAAUUAUGUAGAUGUGUUACAACUCCUGCUGUGUUUGUAUGUAUAAUACUGUCAAUGGCAGGCUAAUACAGCCAAAUUUAAUGUAUUCAGUUGUUCAAAAUAGACAAUGUUUUUAAUGUGA
Messenger RNA from Carassius gibelio (silver crucian carp), 1718 nucleotides. RefSeq names its product coiled-coil-helix-coiled-coil-helix domain containing 7 (gene chchd7). The transcript has 4 exons. Bases 159 to 422 code for a protein of 87 amino acids. NCBI's taxonomy places the organism in Eukaryota, Metazoa, Chordata, Actinopteri, Cypriniformes, Cyprinidae. The record is from RefSeq and is a predicted model, not a curated record.